Molecule: messenger RNA, 3468 nt
Organism: Durusdinium trenchii
Lineage: Eukaryota; Dinophyceae; Suessiales; Symbiodiniaceae
Source: the annotation of a GenBank genome assembly
CUGAGACUGGAUUGUGGAAUCUCCUAUAUUGUAUCCAGAAGGCUGCCGCGCAUUGCCAUGGUGCUGUCACUCGUUGACAGAGUGGCGCGACUUGAACAGGUGUUCUUGACCGGUGCCUGCCAAGGGGGCUUGCUGCCGCGCGUUGCGAAGCUAGAGGAGCUGUGUUUGGGAUCGCAGUCCAGCAAAACGACCGUGCCGGAACGCCUUCAGCAACUGGAAGCUGUGACCUUUGGGGAGGAGCAGGUGGGAGUGGUUCACCCUCAAGGUCCUGAAGUUUCAGCAGUCGAUUCCACCAUGGAGGUCGGUGUCACUGGUGCGGAGCUCCCAUCGUGUCCGGUGUCCAAACCGGAAGUCUUCGCUUUGCCGCUGGCCAAGCGUCGGCGGUGUAAGGAGCUUCGUGAGGCUUGUAGCUUUCAAUUGGAAGCCAAUGGAAGCAAGGGAGCUGUAGCUAAGAAUCCUGCAGCGUUCCAGACCUAUCCACUGAGGGAAGAACAGUUGAGAUCUUUGGCAUGGAUGUAUUCUCGUGAGCAGAAGAGCUCUGGAUUGAGAGGUGGAUUGUUGGCUGACAAGAUGGGUUAUGGGAAGACAGCCACCAUGAUCGGCAUGCUCUCUGAGAAGCGCAAUGAAUCAGGGCCCCAAGCCCGAGCAGCCCGGAGGAGUCAGAAUGAGAGACCGGAAGGAUUCAUCAAGACCCCGGCGACACUGAUCUUGUGUCCUCCUCACUUGGUGGUCCAAUGGGAGGAUGAGUUUGUCAAGUUCCUUGGAGAUGGCGUGCAGAUCUUCCGGGCGGCUCCACGGCCACCGGCCAACAAACGAAAGCCUCGCAAGCUCCCAGCAAUCACGAUUACAUCAUCCAGUUGGCUCUUCAGAGUUGCAGGACACGUGGUUUCCGAGCUGAGCCGGAGCAUGCAAAAGCACAACCAGGGCUUGCAUCCUGACAAGCAGUUGCAUCUCGGAGAUGAAAUUAUUGGGAUGUCGGUGGAGGAUUCGCCCGGUGCAUGUUCAGCGGUUGCCAAGGGAAACUUUCAGGAAUUCAUGGACAACGAGUUCGUCCAGGGCGCAACCCUCCAUAUCACCGUGAGGCGUGACAGCUCUUCACGGAUUACCUCUGUGAGAGGAGAAGGUCCUUUUCGGAUCUUGACCAUUCAGGACAGCCAAGACCUUUCUCGUUUAAGGCUUCAAGACUUGCUUGGACCGACCCAAAAUGAGGCAGAUGGAGUGGCACCUCUCAGCUGGGAUGCCGUGUUGGUCUCCACUGGUCUUUUGGGUUCACAGAAACAUAGUGAGCGCAUCAGAGAACUCCUUGCUAGUUGGAUCCAAGAUCCCAGACAAAGGCAAAGAGUUCACGGGCCUCGUAUAGGCUUUUCAACAGGGACAAAGACAUACUACCCUUGGAAAGGAGACUGGCCUCACAUGCGGAUGCGUGACAAGCAACAGAAAUUGCGGGAGUGUGUAGAGAAGUGGCAUGAGAAACCUUGCUUUCUGCAGACUGCCUUGUCUGCUACCCCCAUCUUCUUGGAGGUGAUUUGGUGGAAUCGAAUGAUCCUCGAUGAGUUUCAUGAGGCCGAGUCAUGGAACUACCCUGUGAGAGAGGUGAUGAAAUCUCUGGGCGCUACACAUCGCUGGGGCGUGUCAGGCACCCCACCCUUGAACAGCACCGAUGCUGUCCUCGAAGUGGCCGAGCUCCUGUGGUUUGCGAAGGAAGCCGCGGAUGAGAUGGCAGCUCCAGCCAUGAGCCAGGCCAUGAAGUUUCGAAACUCUCAACGGCAGGAAGCACUCAUGUGGUUGCAGCAGAUCUCCAACCAGAAACAAGUUGAAGUGGAAUGCCAAGCCUGGAUUCGAGACUAUGUGAGGCAAAACACAUCUGAAUUGGUGGAGGCCAUUCAAGUCAUCGAACAUGAAGAAUUUGUGGUACAUAGUGCAGAAGAGCGGUUGAUCUAUCGACAAGCCUGCCAUGACCACAACAUCUUUGACUCAGAUUCCUACAGGAAUGCGAGCUUGGAUGACCGUGCAGGGUUGUUAAAACGAUGUGCCCACUUCUGUCUCAACAUGGGUGCAGAAGAUGCCACGGAUGCUGUGCGUCUACUUGGAGCCAGGAAGCGUGCCCGUAUUCAAGCGCUUGAGAGGCAGUUGGAGAUCGAAGCCUCGCGUGCUGCCCAUUUGUCCUGUUGGCUUGUCUGCAAGGAAGGUCUUGUCUCCAAGGCAGUUGGACUUCGACAUCCAAAUGCCAAGGCCUUCAUCCAGAAGAUUCAUGACUCCGGGCCGGAGCUUUUGCAGGACAAGGACCAGAAGUCGCUGGAGAUGCUGUUGGACCUCUUCGAUCGGAACGGAGACUAUCGCUUGCGUCCGGAGGUCCGCUUCCAGCAGCCCUGCCGCGAGGAUGACGUCUAUCCACGCUUGGCUCACCGACACGUGGUUUGGCAUGCGGUGGCGGAUCUGACGAUGCACCAGGGAGCCAAAGAGAUCCUAUCUGAAACGCAAGUGUGCCAACAGGUUUGUUGUGGAGACCGCUUGCCUCAACUACAACAAGCCAUCUCAGCUGGCUUCCAAUCACUUGCUCAGAGCUUGGAUGCUGCCUAUCGCAGCCUUGAUUUCUACACGGGGCAAAUGAAGGGCAUCUCUGAUCCUCAACAAGCCACCUGCUCCAUUUGCAUGGAGGCUACGAGUGAUCUGACCUCUUUGGUGCUGCUGCCAUGCGCACACAUCUUCCACAGGUCAUGCGUGGAGCCCGUACUGCGGGAAAGCCCUUACUGCCCCUACUGCAGGGCUCCCACUCCGAGCCGUGCGCUGUCGUCUGUUUGCCUGGAACUUGAAGCUGGGCCAGGACAAGCUGUCCAGCAAGAGGCCCUUUCUCCAGAGCUUCGCUCGCAGGGCUCCAAGGUACUCGCGAUUGCUCGACGCUUGCAACGGAUCCGCGCGGAGGACCCAGAGGCCAAGGCCAUUGUCUUUGUGCAGUGGCAGGAGCUGGAGCAGAAGGUGGCGCACGCCUUGACGUGCCACGGACUGCCAGCCUGGCAAUUGCCACGCGGGCCCAAUGCCACCAGGGAGAUGGCACAGAAGAUGAAAGACUUCUGUACUUCUAAGGAGUCCUUUGUCUUGCUGCUGUCGCUGGAGCAUGCAGCGUCCGGAUCCAACUUGACGGCAGCGCACCACGUGAUCUUUGUCCAUCCGAUGAAUGCAGACACAUUGAGUUCAGCAGUGGCCUAUGAACAACAGGCAUUGGCUCGAGUUCGACGGGUCGGACAGCUACGCAAGGAAGUCCAUGUGUGGCGCUUUGUGACUCGUGACACGGUGGAAGAGCAUUUGCAUCAGUUGCACCGUGCGCAAGUACCGACUCCCUUGUGCGAUGCUUCCAGAGCUGCCGGGGCAUGAGAGAGGUGUCAGAUGGUGCCAGGAAGGAACAACAGAACAGAUGUUUACUGACAAAAAUGGGGAUUUGAUGGGUCUCGAUGUACUACAGUUACGUGC